Molecule: messenger RNA, 1790 nt
Organism: Anopheles stephensi (Asian malaria mosquito)
Lineage: Eukaryota; Metazoa; Arthropoda; Insecta; Diptera; Culicidae
Product: golgin-45
Exons: 2
Coding region: 197-1537 (446 amino acids)
Biological process (GO): Golgi organization; Golgi to plasma membrane protein transport
Cellular component (GO): Golgi membrane
Source: RefSeq, a predicted model, not a curated record
UUUCUCUCUCUUUGGCGCUGUCAGCUCGUCUAUUUACAACUUCCAAAGAACACCUAAUGUCAACAACAGCUGAGUUCGCGUCACAACAAAUUGGUGCAAAAAUUCUACAAAGUGAUUACUAAUCCCGUGCGAUAAGAGUCGCAGAUCGUCGAUUGAUUUACGUGAACCUUAGCUAAUCUACAGCAUCCGGAACCGCAUGUUUUCCAAAUCCAGCACAAUGGAUACGGCCCGCCGUACCGAGGGCGAUGGAAUGGAAACUGAGGAACUGACUGGAUCGUUCACCGCCAAACGACCGUCCCUAUCAUCCAGCGCAUCAUCCACCACACUGAUACCGUCGGCAGACAUCAAACUGCCGGCCAAUUUUUCUAUCGAACGACUACUGCCACACUCAGGAUCGAACCCCGUGUACCGACCGACCGAACUCGUUACCGGUGGAAACAACUCGCUGGCCGCGAUUGUACCACGGGGCAAAGUGUUCAACCUGGUGCCACGACUCGUGUCACCCGGUGGACGACCGAAGCUGUCCACGAUGCACCACAAAGAGCCAAAGUUUGUACCGUUCGAACCGUACAAAGGUGCCGUCACGCCGAUCAUACCCGGGCGCAACCACAUCCCAGGUGGUGGAACGCGCGUCAAGCUUACCAAUCGUAACAAUUUAGACCUAAGCGUGCUCGUCUCACAGAUGUCCACCAUCGCGGACAAGGAGCUGCGCAGCAAGAUGCUGCCUUCGUCGGAAGACGAAGCGAAGCAACGGUACGAGCGUGAGCUGGAGGAACUACGCAAAGAGCGAGACUAUUUUCAGGGCCAGUUAAAAUUUCAGGCACAGGUAAAUGCGGAACUGAAAAAUCUGCUCGUGGCAGCCGUUGGCGAGGAUUUGCAAACGAAGGUGAACGUGUUGACCGAGGACAAGCUGCAUCUGGCGCGCAAGUUGCUUAACUCGGCCGAAAAUCUAUCAUCGCACACCGAACAGAUCGAGUUCUUGGCCGGCCAGAGCGAGGUGUGGCGUAGCAAGUUUUUGGCCAGCAGCUUGAUGGUGGAAGAGUUGGCCCGCUGGAAGGCGAGCCUGUUGCAGCGCAACGGACUGCUGCUUGCGUCGAACAAAGAACAGCUCGAGGUCAUUUCGAAAGCGCGAGAAAUGACCGUCGACGUGCUGAAGCAUUUGCGCUUCCUGGCCAAUGAGAAGGAACCGCUCCAGCUGCAAUCGGCCACCAUACUUGAUCUGGCGUCCGAGUGCGUCAACAUAUCGCAGCAGCUGGCGCUACAGCAUUCCGCCCUCGGGAUGCCAACCAAUCUGGACGGAUUGAAGGCGCUCGAGAGCAUGACGGAUGCGGAGAAGCUGGCUGUGCAGGCGCUACAAAAUUCGCACCAAGCGUUGGUGCCGACCGAUGAAGCAUUUCGCGCGAUCGUUGGCCAAGCAUUUCCCUCCAUUCAUUCGUUAAAGCAACAGUCGGACUCGUCGCUCCUGUCGACUGGUUCGGAAGGCUUUGAGGUAAUCACCAAACCGGACCAUGAUUCGUUCGGCGAGCAAGCGCAUUGAAAUGCCAUGCUCUAUCGGUUGUGCGUGUGCGUGAGGAUCGUUUUGUUAAGCCAGCUCGACAGUUCAGUGCAAUCAAUGCGGGUUCAGCAUUCGGGAAUCUUUUUUAUACUAAUCCUUAGGAACUCUAUAUAAACCACUUAUACAUAAACAAAGCAAUAAAUCGUGACGAAACUGCUGAAUAAUUAUUGGUCUUGAGCAUAGAAUUUAGAAAUUAAUUAAACACUGAGCAUAGAAUAUAAAAGCCGCCCAACUC